This is a messenger RNA of Penaeus indicus, 6212 nucleotides long. Its product is annotated as probable ribonuclease ZC3H12C. The coding region runs from base 584 to 4147 and encodes 1187 amino acids. Lineage: Eukaryota; Metazoa; Arthropoda; Malacostraca; Decapoda; Penaeidae. The transcript is spliced from 4 exons. The record is from RefSeq and is a predicted model, not a curated record. Gene Ontology annotation, molecular function: RNA endonuclease activity; mRNA binding; metal ion binding. Gene Ontology annotation, cellular component: cytoplasmic ribonucleoprotein granule; nucleus.
UGACAGUCGACUGCGGGAGCUGGCCGGCGGUGGAGAGAGAGAACUGUGGCUCAUUUCUCUAUAACGGGAAUACUCUCUUCUCCAGUCCGCUGCUGCUGCCUCUUCUCUAUAUAUUUCUCAUUUCCUUUAUCUGAAGACGACUUUGGAUUUAUACUACGCAGCACCCAUCUUCUAAUCUUUUGCUUGGAAUAUACCGUUAGCGUGUGUGAGUUCCGUUUUGUUGAACUGCUUAUACAAAUGUAGUGAAUGUGCGUUUAACGGUUUGAAAAUUGUUAGUUGUGAAGUAGAACGUGGAGGUUUCAGUGUUGUGUGACUUAGCUAGUGCUUCGUGGAACACUUAAGGUUGUUUGUCUUAUAUAUUUUUGGAAGAAGAAGCAAAUUUCUACUGUGAUGUGUAAGGCCAAGCGAAAAGAGUAAGUGAGAAUUAAUCGAAAACAAAGCUCAAUCACGACAAUUUAAUACCUCAAUAAGUCUAAAAGAUAUAGAAUAAACAAAGAAAAUUCUACGAUGAAAUAUUCAUACGCUGCUAUACAUAUUUAAAAUGAAACCUGUGUAAUGACUACAGUAUACAAGUGAAUUGUAUAUGGUUUGCGAAGGCUGUGGCGGUGUGAGUGUGGGUGUGGGGGUGUACCCGGAUCUUGGCUCGAGGAGUGUGUCAUGCUGGCCCACACCGCGGGAAUCUCCUCCCUCCUCCACCACCGCACCAUCAUGCGUCUCGGCCUCCCUCUCGCAGCUCCUUGGCCUGGCUCAGCUUAGCACCAUGACCAUUUUGUCUUCAUACAACCCGGAUGUGGCGCCCGUGGUGGUGGGUGAGCGCGGGGUAGCGGGCGGGUGCCUACUGGCCGCUAUGUCCGGGGUGGAGGCGCCCCCUGAGGCAGCUCCGUCACCGCCGCCCUCGCCCCCCCACCCCCUGCACACACACCCUAACAAGGCACACCAUGAGCCUGCCUCCAGCGGGGAAGGUCACGUGGCCCCGGGGGUGGAGCGCAGCCUCCGCAAGCUGGAGAACGAGGACAGCAGCUACGACAGUGACUUCGAGCCCAAUGAGUGCACUCCUGCGUCCCCACGACCCGACGAUGAUCAGCACGACGACGUGUACCGAACGGUGUCGGACACGCUCGGGGCCGAGUUCGCCGAGUAUGUUACCAUCAGCCAUGGCGCUCCCACAUCCUCGACCGUCACUCCAACUUCCGCCAGUUUCACCACUGUUGCCCCCACUUCUUGUGUCACCUCCACCACCACCACCACCACCUCCACCACGCCCACCAGCCUCACUUCCACCACAGCCACGUCACCCUCAGCCACCGUGCGCCCAGCCACAGCAUCGUCAUCGCCUACCCCCAGCACCACCACCGCACCCUCCGAGACCAGACCGGCGUCUCCCGCGGUGCGCUCAUCCUCAGCUUCGUCGUCCGUCUCUCCGCCCGCUGUUUCCGUUACGCCGCCCGCGCCCACGCCCCAACCCAGCUCAGUCAGCACCCCACCCACAGUGACGCUCACACAGCCCCCAGCUACACUUAGAACCAGUACCGUUGGCGCCCCGACUUCAGCUGUGACCACAGGCAGUGGGGCAUGUGUGUCGACCAGCUCCAGUGGCAGCAGUCAGUCGCUGGAGCAGGGCGUGUCAUGGGUGGUUCAGCGCCCCGGAUACGCCUCUCAGGUGGAAUUCGGAGUCAAGUUGGGUUAUUCGGAGGCCCUGGUGCAGCUGGCCCUAGUCAAACUCGGGGGAACGCCCGACAAGGACGAACUAUUGGCCGAACUCAUUAGGUUAGGGACAAGUACACCUCGAAGCGAGGGGGACACCGAGGCCAGUGACGACGUCACAGAUGUCAAGGAGGAGUCAGAUCAACAGCAGUCGUCUCUCAAACCCAUCAUCAUUGACGGUAGCAACGUGGCCAUGAGCCAUGGAAACAAAAAGACGUUUUCCUGCCGGGGCUUGAGAGUGUGCGUGGAGUGGUUCCGCGCCCGGGGCCACACAGGAAUCACCGUUUUUGUUCCGAAGUGGAGGAAGGAGGCACCGCGAUGGGACACGCCCAUUCAGGACCAAGAGAUCCUUCUGGAGCUCGAACGAGAGAAUGUCUUAGUGUUCACACCCUCCAGAGUAUGUGGUGGCAAGCGAAUCGUUUCGUACGAUGACCGUUACAUCCUCAACGAGGCUGUUGCUUCCAGUGGAAUUGUUGUCAGCAAUGACAAUUACCGUGACCUGGCAGCAGAGUCGUCCCAGUUCCGACGAGUCAUAGAAGAGAGUCUACUCAUGUACUCGUGGGUUAAUGGUCGCUUUGUGCCACCUGAUGAUCCUCUAGGACGUAAUGGUCCCACUCUUGAUGCCUUCCUGCGAAGGGGACCCGGUGGGACAGGAUCAACCAGGGACCCACGACAAGCACCAUGCCCUUAUGGCAGGAAGUGCACCUACGGCAACAAAUGCAAAUACAUGCAUCCGGAACGGGGCGCUGCACCCCUCAAGUCAGUGACGGAGCGAUUGCAAGAACAGGCACAGCGACAUUACCAGAACAAGGCCAAGACUAGAGAUUCCUCGCCAGGUGUAGAUAUCCGGGGCAAAAGUUUAUCAUUACCAGUGGGAGUCACAGAUGCAGAAGUGCCAAAGAAACCACUGACACGCACCCAGAGUACAGUACCCCCCAUGUCUCUCACCCUGCCAUCUGCCCUCACCCAGGAAACCCCGACCCAUGAUCUGGGACCUACCAGUUCAACGUCUGUAGCCUCUCCACACACUCACCAUCACCUCAUGCCCCCACAGCACAUGGAGUCUCGUCCUCUAGACCCACUACGAUCUUCAUUAUAUAAAAGUGAGACUUCUCUGUAUCAUAUGUACCCAUCACAAACUCCACAAGGCAAUUUUGGGUCCUCUCCAUGGCCAUGGAAAGGUCAAGGAGCAGAGUUACCUCUAAGAUCAAUGCCCUCUCCGCAAGGAGCGCCAUCUCAAAGCCAGUCUCCAGGCUAUGCAUCGCAUAUACCUGUAAGCAAACAACUGUCAGAUCCAGAUCCUGCUGCCUCUGGGAAUCCACAUAAGAAGUUACAGCGGCAGCUUACUUUAAAUCCUACAUUUGAUUCUCGUCUGUACAAGAUGGCUGGUUACAAGGAACCUGCCCCAGAACAUUUCCCAAUUGUUAGUCCUGUUCAGCAGCAGCAGCAGCAGCAACAGCAACAGCAGCAACAAGAACAGCAACAACAGCAACAGCAGACUGGGAGUCAAGGGUCUCCUAGUAGGUCUAUUGGUAGAGAUGAUGCUCUUGUAUAUUCCCAAGCAGGAGCUGGGAUGACUGGGCGCAUUUCACCUGGAUAUUCUUCCCCAUAUGGUAGUCGAGAGCAACUGCAAGCUAUCCACCCUCCUCUUGCUCGUCAUUCCUCAUCACAGGAGGGUGCGAAACACAUGCCAACAUUACCACCCCAUCUCUAUCCUUCAUAUACUCAUCCCCAUGUCACACGCUUUGCCUCUGCACCAGAUCCUAUAUGGGGAGGUCAGCAGCAACAAAACACGCCUGGUCCACCACACAUCACACGCCUGAACUCCACAUCUGAUACAAGGCUGAAUGUAUAUGGCUGCAGUAGUGAAUCGCAGCUGUUUUCUGAAGUUCCAGUAUUUGAUGAUCCAAUGAAUCGCCUAACACAGUUCCACCCAGGAGGACAACACCACAAUACUAGUCCUGGACCAGGAGCUGCAUCACCAGGGCCAAUUGGCUCAAGGCCCAUGUCUCCUCAGCAUGGCAGUGUUAUGCAUCAUUCUCCAGGUGUAUCUCCAAGACAGCACAUACCAUCACAGCAGACAUCCUUAGGUUUAUCGUCUAGUUUUCCAAGCCCUAUGAGUGGAGCUGCAAGCCAUGAAGAUGUCCGGCUGCGUAUUUUCUAUCAUCUUUCCAACUUGUUCCCUGAAGCUCAGGUACGAGCAGUACUAGCCAUGUAUCCAGAGGAGACAGACCCUCAGAAAAUAUGUAGCUACAUCUUAAGUCCUAACCAUGGACCUGUGGGGUCACGGCCUAUGUCUCCACAACAGCCAUCUCAACCUGGUGUGGGACGGCAGUCACAAGGUGUUCAGGGUUCAUCUUCUCCAACAGCUGCUUUUCCAAGCUCUCUUCCUACUACAGCAUCCAGCCAUGAGGAUGCACGCUUUCGUACGUUCUACCAUUAGUUUUAAUUUUUUUCCAAAAGCUCAAGUGCAUACUGACCUGGCCAUGUGUCCUAGUAAAAUUAAGGACUAGAUGUAUGCCACCUUAGUAAGGUCUGGUAAAUAUCAGUCCCCAGACUUUGCACAAAGUACCUAAAAAUUGAUGUAUUGCAUCAGGCACAUAAUUAUAGCAUAUCAUUAUAUGUAAUUUUGAAACAAACAUAUGGUUCAGUUUGCUUUAUACAAAUUGGCAAGGAAAAGGGAAAAAUCUAAGACAUUGAUGUAAUGUUUAUUAAAAAGUGUGAUGUUUAGUGAAAUAUGAAAGUAAGCGUUAGUGAGGCUGAUAGUAUUAUUGCACAUAUUGGGACAUAUACGAGUGUACAGUUAAUUAGUUCCAUUGGAACCCUAUCUAGGGCAUGAAUUGUGUUCUGGGGGAAAUGAAACCUUCUAAAUGGACAGGAGAAAGGUGAGAAGUAACUAAAUGGGUUUUCAGUAUUGGCUUGCCAAAGCUAUUGCGUUUGUGGAAGCAUUUAUUAGAGCACAUAAUGUUUUUACCUUGCCUGUGGAUAGUGACUGUGAGGUCAGUUUGACAGUAGUCAAUAUUUUACCUAGGUACUAGCACUGCAGCGAUUGCUACACUUUAGUUCAGGAUGACAAGCUUCGGUUAUGGUUUUUCUGUUCUUUUAAGUGUAAAUGGACAGACACAGGAACUUGGCACGAGUCCUAUAUUUCAAUCAAAAGGUCAAUAGAUUGGCAAAGAAAUUAGUCUGUUCUCAUGUUAAUCAUAUUAAAUCAUGUAGUUUAAAAGCAGGACUCAACAGCCUAUGUUAGAGUGUGCCAUAAGCUGCAAUGGCUCCCAGUGGACAAAGCAAUGUACUAGUUGGUUAUAAUAUGCUGGUGCUAUACUGGCUAUAGUGUGAGAGGCUCGUACCACUAGUUAUAUGAAACGAUUUGCUCAGCAUCUAGAUACUGAUAGUAUUCUUAAAUGAAAGAAUUGUCAGGGAAUCUUAAGAAAGGGAAUAUAGAAUGAUACUGCAACAAGAGAAAUGUUGUCCCGCAAGUACUUUGUACUUAUUAUUGACAGUGAUAAUGUUCUGGAGAGCUGCAAGACUUAGUCAUUGAGAGUAACCAAUAGGAUGAGUGAGUUGGCACAAACCUAUCAGGUGGAACAGAUUAUUUUUGUUAUGAACAUAUAAUGUUUCUAUUAUUACAUAAUAUUUGAAAAGGGUUUUGUUAUUUUGCUGCCCUUUAUCUCUCCCUUGAUGCAACAACUGUGUGUAUGUGUGUAUUGGAAGCCACCAGAAAGUGUGACAUCUGAAUAAGGUUUGCAUUUGUGAUGUGUGAUCACCUCAGGUUCGCAUGUUUAUGGAUACAUUAGAUCCAUUUGUGAAUUAGAUUGAGGUUGGUAUGUAACAAACCUUGCAGAAUCACACUUUUAAUGAUGGCUGGAGUGAAGCGUGUCAUUACAAUACUAUGUAUUGUGGGCUGUACUGGGUGUGUACCCAACCAUUGUGUGGCUGCACCCUAUUGCUGCCCUUAAGUCUCCAGGCUUAGAUAGAGCUACAACAUAGGUGCUGCCUCAUUGUUCAUUCUUCCAGUAGUGUGAGUGUGCCAGUAAAGUUGAGGUUUUACACCGUGUUUAGUUCUUAUCUAGUUCUCAUUGUGGCUAUGUGGUGACAUAAGGAAUGUAAUGGGUGCAGCUAGACCGCUACUUAGCGGUAACUGUGUAGCUCAUAUUGAUCUUGAGGGCCUACCACACCUCGACAUUGGCUUCUCAAUUGUUUUGAAGAGCCUUUGUAAUGUUCUACAAAUUUCAUUAAUUAUAUUUUUGCAUUAGCCCAUUAAUUAUAGUGGAAGUGUGCCACAGUUUUCAGGUAUAUAUGUAAAAGAAAGAAAUAAUGAAAAUUAUUAUUAGUGAUGGCAAUCUUUUGCACAAUAACAUAUUGGUCAUUAUUUUGGUAUUUAUUUUGUAGGUCAAUUAUGUAGUGAGGUGUAAGGCUGUUAAAUACACCUUUUUAUGUCUAGGAGGUGGCCCUCUCUUGGCUUUUCACACUGACCUUCCUACACUCUCAAUAAAAAGAAAGUUGAA